This is a messenger RNA of Impatiens glandulifera, 743 nucleotides long. RefSeq names its product nascent polypeptide-associated complex subunit beta-like. The transcript is spliced from 6 exons. Gene Ontology annotation, cellular component: cytosol; nascent polypeptide-associated complex. Lineage: Eukaryota; Viridiplantae; Streptophyta; Magnoliopsida; Ericales; Balsaminaceae. The record is from RefSeq and is a predicted model, not a curated record. Bases 117 to 596 code for a protein of 159 amino acids.
GCAGGUGGAAUGUAAUUAGGGUUCCGUUUUCAUGAUAUAGACACACCUCUCACAUCUGUUCUUCUUAUCCACCUUUGUCUAAACUCUCUCUCUCCUUUCUCGGGAUUUCGGCAGAGAUGAACGUAGAAAAGCUUAUGAAAAUGGCCGGUGCUGUCCGUACCGGUGGCAAGGGUAGUAUGAGAAGGAAGAAGAAGGCUGUUCAUAAGACUACUUCAACAGAUGACAAAAGGCUUCAGAGCACCUUGAAGAGAAUAGGGGUGAAUGCCAUUCCUGCCAUUGAAGAAGUGAAUAUAUUCAAGGAUGAUACAGUUAUCCAGUUCUUAAACCCCAAAGUUCAAGCUUCGAUUGCUGCCAACACUUGGGUCGUGAGUGGUUCUCCUCAAACAAAGAAUUUACAAGAUAUUCUUCCUGGAAUUUUAAACCAAUUGGGGCCUGAUAACCUAGACAAUUUGAGGAAAUUGGCAGAGCAGUUCAAGAAACAGGUACCUGGAGCAGGGGCAGUUAAAGACGAUGGUGAAGAUGAUGAUGAUGUUCCAGAACUUGUUGCUGGUCAGACGUUUGAAGCUGCUGCUGCUGAAGAAGUUCAUGCUUCUUAAGAGAGUUGAGUUAGAUACAAAUUCUAUUACGCAUUUUGAUUUUAUGUUAUCUAAUUUCAUGUUGUUGCGACCAAUACCAAAAUGUUAUUUUGUGAGAAAUUCUUCACGAGUUCAAUCUUCAUUUUAAAUAGUGGUGUGUUCAGUUCA